Messenger RNA from Paramecium pentaurelia, 1826 nucleotides. NCBI's taxonomy places the organism in Eukaryota, Ciliophora, Oligohymenophorea, Peniculida, Parameciidae. The record is from the annotation of a GenBank genome assembly.
AUGUAAAAAAUUCUUAAAUAUCCAUUUACAAAUUUGAAUAAAUCAUAGCCAUUUUUUACCAAAACAAAAAUAGGAUUAACUUUUGGUGUUGGAUUCUCAUAUAUUUUAUAUAGAUAAGGUAGAGAAAGAUAUCAGUAAAUGCAUUUUUCUUCAAUGUACAAUUAAAUUCCUGACACUGAAGUAAUUCAAAUAUUUAAUCAAGGCUCUAACAUAAGAAUACUUUGGAGAGAAAAAUAAUAAAUAACUCUCUUUAUUUUAGAGAAUGAUCUAAAAUUUAAGAAGAAAAAUCAGAUUUAUGCAUUUGCUAUUAAAAUUUUUACCUUUAGCUAUUACUCUGCCAUUCUCAUUAAUAUUCAAGUCUUAUUUGUUUCCAUAUUGGCUUAAGUACUUAGUUUACACACUUUAAUCAGCUGGUCCAUUAUGGAUAAAAUUAGGACAAUGGGCCAGUCAUAGAGGAGAUAUUUUUGGAGAAGAAAUUAUUAAGGCAUUAGAAUCAUUAAGAGAUGAUACUCCUCCACAUUCUUUAGAUAAGACUUACAAAUAAUUUGAAUAAGCUUUUAAUAAGAAAAUCAAAGAUGUUUUUGAUGAAUUUGAAGAAAAACCAAUAGCUUCAGCUUCAAUUGCUUAAGUUCAUAAAGCUAAAUUGAAUGGAGAAUAUGUUGCUAUUAAAGUUAGGCAUCCAGAUAUUAUAGAUAAUUUAGUGAUGGAUAUAAGAAUAUUAUAUAAAAUUGCAAAUUUUUUUAGUGAAACUUUAAAAAUUAAAUAAUUAGGGAUGCCUGUUACAUUUGAAGAAUUUUAGAAAACUCUUGUAAAUUAAACUGAUUUAAGAUUUGAAGGUAGAAACCUUAAGGUAUUUUGUGAGAAGUUUAAAAAUAAUCCUCAUGUUGUAUUUCCAAAACCUAUUGAAGAAUAUAUAUCAGCAGAUAUUCUAACAGAAACUUAUGAAGAUGCUAUACCAUUAACAUAAUUCUUAAAGUAAGAAAGAACAGAGGAGCACCUAGCUUUAGCCAAUUUAGGUUUGAAAGCAUUUUAUAAAAUGUUAAUUUAUGAUAAUUUUAUACAUGCAGAUUGUCAUGCAGGCAAUAUCAUGAUAAGAAUUAAAGAUUUUCCUGUUCCUAAAACAUUUAAUGAAAAAAUAUAAUAAAAAUUAUGGAAUCUUUAAGAUACAGUUUAUGAAAUUGUUGAUGACAUAAUAGAGAAAGGGUUAACAAAAAUAGCAGAAUAUCAAACAUAAUAGACAAUGGAUUAAGGAAAUGUAUUUAUUAUUUAAUUAUUUUUAUAGAUGUUAAAAUUAAAAUAAGAAAAAAAGUCAGAUGAAAGGUUAUUUCAUAAAUUUUUAAGAGGUUAAGGAUAAACAAGAAAGGAUGUUUAAAUAAUUUUUUUAGAUCCUGGAAUGAUAACAAUAUUAAAUAAAAGUGAUCGUGCAUCAUUUAUUAAAUUAGUAAUGUUUGUAACUUUGAGAAAACCUUAUGAAUGUGGAAAAUUAAUGUUGCAAUUAGCAUAAUAUAAUUAAAGAUAAAUCGAACAAAAAGUAUAAGAUAAAUUUAUGAAAGAAAUGUAAGAUUUAUUUACAAAUGUAUGUAAAGUACCUUUAGCUUAAAUGAAUAUAGGAUAGGUCUUGAGAUCUAUGUUAGAAAUUUUAAGAGCAAAUGGAAUGUCAAUUGAAGGUCAUUUUGCAGCUCUAUUGACUAACAUGAUUGUAUUAGAAGGUUUAGCAAAAGCUCUUGAUCCAGACUUAAAUAUAGUUGCUAAAGCAGCAUCUUUCAUAAUUCAUAUUAGAACAAUAGAUAAAACUAUUGAUGAAAUCAUCUAACAAGCAUUGUGAA